GACAGCUUCAACCGAACCUAAGCGCGCUUGCAAGGAAUUUAUUGAACCAGGCCGCCCGAGCCUGAGGCAGCACUCUACGGAAAGUGUCACGUGGAGAAAGAGAGAGCGAGAGACACUCUGAAAAGGAAGCGGGACGUCGUCCGUCCAGUCCCGCGCGGCAUGGCUGCGGACGCGGCGUCCAGUUUCACCUUCUGCCGGCCCGCCGCCGAGUACCAGGUGCCGCCCAACGAGCGGAAACGGCAGCCUGGCGGCCGGACGGGGGGCAACCUGACCUGGCACGACGGACGGGGGCGCGGAGCGACAACGGAGGGAGGCCGCGCCGUCAAGCUGCUGCGGCGGCCCGGCACAGAAGCCCGGCAGUACGGUUGCGACGACAAUUACGGCGUGUACAACACCAGCCCGGCGCCGCAGAGCCGGGCCCGGCCAGCAGUGCUGUGGACGCAGCAAGACGUCUGCGGGUGGCUGAAAAAGCACUGCCCUCACAACUACCUGGUGCUGGUGGAGGUCUUCUCCCAUCACGCCAUCACAGGUCGGGCGCUGCUCCGUCUCGAUGCCGACAAGCUGAAGAGGAUGGGCCUGGUGCAGGACACGCUCAGGCGUCAGCUGCUCCAGCAGCUUCUUCAACUGCAACUUCGGGAGGAAGGUCGCAACCUGCGACUGCUCACCUCGCCUCCAGGUCAGGGGAUAACCCUUUGCGAAACCAUGAACGUUUCGUGCCAUUAUCGGCAGGCCAACUUGGGCCGACGUGAAUCAUUGAUGAAACUAGCUCUCCUUCUAUUGAUAUCAGGUCACUUCCUUUUUAUUUUGGGGAAUUUACCGGUCACUUCCUGUUGAUAUCUGACCACCAAAAGUGGGUAGUAACGCGUUACAUUUACUCCGUUACAUUUACUUGAGUAACUUUUUGAGGAAACUGUACUUCUAAGAGUAGUUUUAUUAAGCCAUUCUUUUUACUUUUACUUGAGUAGAUUUAUGAAGAACAAACGCUACUCUUACGCCGCUACUUUGGCAACACAAGGGGCGGACUGGUAGGACAUUCACUAACCUUGGCCAGAACUUAAUUAGAACUGUGGAUUUACAGUACCACAAAAAUGAGAACUGUAACCUAAACAAAGUGUGCAUGUAGAACUUUUAAUUCAAAUGGUCUAAACUUAGGUACAGUAAAAAUGCAUCAAUUAUCUUAGUAGUCGAUUAAACGGUGAACUAGUUAGUUCAAAUAAUCGAGUAAUCACAUUAGAAACAUAAAAAUUAGAAAUACCUGAGCUGAGCCUCAAAUGGUAUAAAAAAAUGAGGAUCUAAGUGCAACGAAAGAACAAUUGGGUAACUUACAUAGCAAAAGUCCGCUAGCUUAAUUGCUAUAAAAUGCUAAAAAGUCCAUUUUUUACAAAGCUCUUAAAAAAUGGUUCAAACACAUAUUCCCACAAAAAACAGCUAAACAUACCCACAAAAUCACAAAUGGAUUAAAAAACCAUUAACUGAAACAAAAACUUAGCUUAUGUUGGUCUUCACAUUCUUAACAGGGAGCAGGUGGAUUCAGCCAUGUAAAAUGAGUUAUAUCAUACUCAUUGUUGCCACUAGAGGGCAGUGUUCCCACCAAAAUUAAUUUAAAACGAAAUGCAAACGCUUUCAAAACAAACCGACGGCACUUCAAUUAAACGAAUACUCGAAGCACCAAAAUUUGAUUACUAAUCAGAGAGAUCCACUAUGAAUAUUCAACAACCUUGGCCAGAACUUAUUCAGAAUUGUGGAUUUACAGUAUUACAAAAACUGAGAACUGUAAUCUAAUUAAAGUAUGCAUGUAGAACUUUUAAUUCAAAUUGUUUAAACUUAGGUACAGUAAAAAUGCAGAGUUUUAAGUAGGGUUACAGCUAUCAGUUAUCUUAGUAGUCCAUUAAACGGUGAACUAGUUAGUUCGAAUAAUCGAGUAAUCACAUUAGGAACAUAAAAAUUAGAAAUACCUGAGCUGAGACUCAAAUGGUAUUAGAAAAAUGAGGAUCUAAGUACAACAAAAUAACAAUUGGCUAACUUACAUAGCAAAAGUCCACUAGCUUAAUUGCUACAAAAUGCUAACAUUUUUUUUUUACAAUGCUCUUAACAAAUGGUUCAAACACAUAUUCCCACCCUAAAAAAAAACAAAACAGCAAAAUAUACCCACAAAAUUAUGAAUGGAUUAAAAAAAAGAUUAGCUGAAACAAAAACUUAGCCAAUGUUGGUCUUAACAGUCUUAACAGGGAGCAGGUGAAUUCAGCCAUGUGAAAUGAGUUAUAUCAUACUCAUUGUUGCCACUAGAGGGCAGUGUACCCACCAAAAUUAAUUUAAAACGAAAUGCAAACACUUUCAACACAAACCAACGCCACUUGAAUUAAACGAAUACUCGAAGCACCAAAAUGUGAUUACUAGUCACAGAGAUCCACUACGAAUAUUCAACAACUAACAUACAACAGCUAACGUAUUUACAGUUCUCAUUACAAAUCGCUCACACAUAACUCCACAAAUUGUCACCCUAAACUUAAUUACAAAUGCAUACACAAACAUAUAUUAGCGGAAGCAACUUACAGCCUUAUGUGGGCGAAACCAGGGCACAGCUAUCCUUCAUCCAUGCCAGACAUCUGGGAGUUCCUGGAUGGAAGCAUUAUUGAACGACAGUCCAGCCAGACCCAACGCUACCACCAGAAGGCAGUGUAUCCUCCACCAUUAAAUAUAAUACAAUACUUUUGGACGUUUUGGAUAGUUAUUUUGAACGUGUAAAGUGAGUACAAUUUUUAGCUCUACCAGCCUCUGCUGAUCACUUUUUAUGUUGGGACACUUCUGGGUCACUUCCUGUUGUUUGUGGGUCACUUCCUUUUUUAUUUUGGGGCAUCAACAGGUCUCUUCAUCUUGAUAUUGGGCAAAUUCUGUUUGAUUUUGCGUCAUUUCUGCUUCACUUGCUGUUGAUAGCAGUUCACUCCCUUUUUAUUUUGGGGCAUUUACAGGUCAUUUCUUGUUGACAUGGGGUCAAUUCCUUUUUAUUUUGGGGCAUUUCUGGGUCACUUACUGUUGCCAUUGACAGCAACAGACGUCCAAUCCAUUUGGCACUUAGACACUAUUGCGAUGAAGGUUUCAUCUAACCUAAUAUCGUCUCGUCUAAUUGAAAGCCAAGUCAGCCAUCCCAAUUAAAAUGGAUGGGAUUUCUAUAGCCUAAACUUGGCCUUUGCUGAAUUGCUCUCUGCUCUGGUGUUUCACAGGUUUCAAUGGGAAGAGGUCGUAAAUGGACAUUUUUCAAGAAGAUCUCUCCACUUGUCAUUCAUUGUCAUGUAUUUGUAUGAUUUUUAACUUUGAAUUUAAAUAGAAUCCUCAGAGGUUUUGCUUAUGUCUACUUUGAUCCUUUCAAUGUCCUACUUUGUCAAAACUUUUUUUCCCCAUUUCAAUUGUCUACCUACGAGAAAUCUGGGUGACAUGUGGGAUAGCACAAUCACAAUGUAAAACCUGCCCAGUCGAAAAAACAAGCAGCCCAAAAAAAUGUUUCCCUUAAGCAACUCAAUCUACGUUUUGAUAUUAUAACCAGAAAAAAUAGGAAUCAACAGCUAGACACAUUGUAGAGGAAUAAUUGCUGUUUCAUCAAUAAGCAUCAUGGGAAAUGUAGUUGGAGAAAAAAAGUCGAAACUAAUGUGUUAUUUUGUUUCAAUAAAUACAUG
This is a messenger RNA of Corythoichthys intestinalis (scribbled pipefish), 3671 nucleotides long. RefSeq names its product sterile alpha motif domain-containing protein 10-like. The record is from RefSeq and is a predicted model, not a curated record. NCBI's taxonomy places the organism in Eukaryota, Metazoa, Chordata, Actinopteri, Syngnathiformes, Syngnathidae. Gene Ontology annotation, cellular component: cytoplasmic side of plasma membrane. Bases 160 to 834 code for a protein of 224 amino acids. Gene Ontology annotation, biological process: cell surface receptor protein tyrosine kinase signaling pathway. Gene Ontology annotation, molecular function: protein binding. The transcript is spliced from 5 exons.